CUUUGCGUUGCGACCACCGAGCAAAACCUAAAGUAAAGGAAGUGCCACUGCCAUUUCCGGGUUCGAAAAUAUGCGCCGGCACAAGCGAUGGCCUUUGAGGCCUCUCGCCAGUGCUUUGGCUCGUUCGCGGUUCUGCUCCUCGGCGGCGGCGGCGGGGGCUUUCCCGUUGAAGCACGUGACGAGGUCGAACUUCGAGAUGACGCUGAAUGAUCUGCGUUCGCACGUGAAGGCUGCUGAUUUCGUGGCGAUCGACCUCGAGAUGACUGGCGUGACGAGCGCUCCGUGGCGAGACUCCUUGGAGUUCGAUCGCUACGACGUCCGAUACCUCAAAGUCAAAGACUCCGCUGAGAAAUUCGCCGUCGUUCAGUUCGGCGUCUGUCCCUUUCGCUGGGAUUCUCGCACUCAGUCAUUCGUUUCUCACCCGCACAAUUUCUUUGUAUUUCCUCGUCAAGAGCUCACAUUUGAUCCACCAGCUCAUGAAUUUCUCUGCCAGACGACAUCCAUGGAUUUCCUUGCAAAGUAUCAAUUUGAUUUCAACGCCUGCAUACACGAAGGAAUAUCUUAUUUGUCCAGAAGACAAGAGGAAGAAGCGAGUAAGCGUUACGACGAGGAGAGUGUUGAUUCAGUGGUUGAAACAGAGGAUUUAAAGCUGGUGCGAUUGGCGGAUCUUCUUUUCUCUGAAAGGAUGAAGAAAAGGUUUAAUGAAUGGCGGUCUGCCCUUUUACACGGUUCCUCUGAGUCUCCGGGGAUCUCAAGUGGAUCGACCGAGAGUGCUGAAACUGUCUUCUACCACAUGCGUCCAGCUCUCAGUCUGCAGGGUUUCACUUCUCAUCAGCUCAGGGUUAUCAAAUUGGUUUUAAGGAAGCAUUUUGGAGAUCUUGUGUACAUACAUACGAAUGAUAAAAGUUCCUGUUCAAAAGACUUUGUUGUGUACACUGAUUCAGAAUCCGACAAGGAAAAUCUCAUGGUAAGUCUUUUACAGAAGGAGGCAAAGGAUGAACGCAAGAGAGUGGCGGAAAGAAAAAUACAAUCUGCAAUCGGGUUCCGUCAAGUAAUUGAUCUGCUUUCUUCAGAGAAAAAGUUGAUUGUUGGUCACAAUUGUUUCCUGGAUAUUGCACAUGUAUACAGUAAGUUUGUGGGUCCUCUUCCUUCAACAGCUGAGAAAUUCGUGGCCUCCAUUCACGACCACUUUCCUUACAUUGUUGACACCAAAAUACUCUUAAACGUGAACCCAAUGUUGCAUCAGAGGAUGAAGAAGUCCAGUACGUCACUAUCCUCGGCGUUCUCCUUGUUAUGUCCACAAAUCGAGUUAUCUUCACGAAGCUCUGACUCGAUUCUUCAGCAGCGUGUCAAGAUUGACGUCGAAGUAGACAAUGUUAGGUGUUCUAACUGGAAUGCAGGAGGAAAACACGAAGCCGGUUAUGAUGCUUUCAUGACAGGUUGCAUCUUUGCACAGGCAUGCAGUCAUCUAGGGUUCGACUUCAAACAUCAUUCGGAAUCAGAGAACCUUGCCCAGAACGAGAAACUUGACAAGUACAUCAAUCGUCUUUAUCUCAGCUGGACUAGAGGCGACAUCAUCGACCUUCGAACAAGCAAUAGUAAUGCAGAGAACUGGCGAGUCUCAAACUCUAAAUACGAGAACAUUGUUCUCAUCUGGAACUUCCCACAAAAACUUAAGGCUAGAGAGAUCAAAGAAUGCAUCUGCAAAGCCUUGGGCUCGACUUCCGUCACUUCUGUCUACCACUUGGACAACACUGCGGUUUUUGUCUUGUUCAAGAACUCGGAACUCGUUUCGAACUUCCUAAAGCUCAAGCAGCAGCUGGAGUCAGACGAUGGUCCUGUCAGGAUCCUUCAUCCUCUCUCGAAGAUCCUGAAAGGAGGGAACACUGGCGCUGCAGACUAUGAUGCCUAUAAAGAGAUUUGCAGCUCACACAUCUCAAAGAUCCUAUUCGCUGACCAAGCUGAAACGGUUGGUGUCAAAUCAAGAACAAGACCCAACCCAAAAGGCGAGACAAGCCUUGAGACUGAGAGAAGAGAGAACAUGGUCGCUGUCACUGACAAAGCAUCGGAUUUGAUUGAUGCUUUUUUGGCAAAUAGAGUUGACGUCAAAGUCGCUAGGACUAAUUAACCAAGCUCCCUUUCUUAUCAAAGGCAUCUGAAGUCUUUUUAAGAAACCUUGUCAACAUGAGACGCGUAUAACAGUAGUAUAUUACUAGAGAUUUUGAUUUUUUGUUUUGCGCUGCUACAACUUAAAAAUAAACAUAUGAAGUAAUGAAUCCAUAAACAUAUAGUACUGAUAGAAUUAAUCUCAGACAAUUGAUCCGAUGGAGAUAUCAAUCUCGAUAAAGUUAUCUUCUGGAUCAGUUUCUUCCCAAUCCCAUAUCUCCAUGAUCGUCAUCUCCACGUAACACUCUUCUUUGCUCAUCCAUUGUUUCUUCACACUCUCCAACUUCACGUCCUUUGCUUCUCUCUCCAAAGAAAUCUCUAUCAGCCCCUGUUCUUCUUCAACUAGGUUGGUUUUAUUUUCUUGAUCUUCAAGCUCUUCCUGACCAUGAAGACAAGACUUGGAAUUGUUGUUGAACACGUUUCUGGUGUGGAGAACGUUAGAGAGAAACAAGAUUUGUAUAGUUAUGAU
Eutrema salsugineum is the source of this 2635-nucleotide messenger RNA. Its product is annotated as poly(A)-specific ribonuclease PARN. NCBI's taxonomy places the organism in Eukaryota, Viridiplantae, Streptophyta, Magnoliopsida, Brassicales, Brassicaceae. Bases 71 to 2128 code for a protein of 685 amino acids. Gene Ontology annotation, molecular function: 3'-5'-RNA exonuclease activity; RNA binding. The record is from RefSeq and is a predicted model, not a curated record. The transcript is spliced from 7 exons. Gene Ontology annotation, cellular component: cytoplasm.